Messenger RNA from Panicum hallii, 851 nucleotides. RefSeq names its product protodermal factor 1-like. Lineage: Eukaryota; Viridiplantae; Streptophyta; Magnoliopsida; Poales; Poaceae. The record is from RefSeq and is a predicted model, not a curated record. The transcript has 3 exons. Bases 57 to 665 code for a protein of 202 amino acids.
UUUUCAACCAGUUCUUCAGCCAUAUAUUCAGUCUUGUUGUAGACGUUGAGAGCAAGAUGGCCACCAAGGUUAUUCUUGUCAGUGCUGUCCUAGUGGGGCUCGUCAGCCUGAGCUCAUGCAGGAGCCUGGCAGAGUUGUCUGAGCAGAAGACCUACUCAUCUGCUCCCAGCUAUGGUAGCUCCCCAACUCCGAUGUACGGGACAGGAGGUGGGUACAAGCCAACGCCAACACCCGAUUACAGCACAACGCCGACACCAUCUUACGGCUCUACACCAAGUACCCCAAGUACACCUUCCUAUGGAAUCCCUGAAAUUCCAAAGCACGGAUUCACUGGAUCCUGCGACUACUGGAAGAGCCACCCAGACAUGAUCACUGCAGUUGUUGGAUCCCUUGGCAACCUCGGCAAGACUUUUGGUACUGCCUGCAGUUUAAUUGUCGGCAAGAAGCUUGAGAAUCUGCAUGAUGCACUCUCAAACACCAGAACGGAUGGCGUUGGUGCUCUGCUACGUGAGGGAGCAGCUGCAUACCUCAACUCCAUCGUGAACAAGAAGUUUCCUUUUACCACACAGCAGGUGAAGGAUUGCAUCGUUGUGGCCAUUACCUCUGACGGUGCUGCUUCUGCCCAGGCUGGGAUCUUCAAGAAGGCAAAUGAAUACCACUACUAGACAAGGAUGUUUCCUGUCUAAAUUGUUUUCCUGUCUAAAUGAAUACCCUUCAUUUUUCUCCUUCACGAAUUUCCUUUUUUUUUUGGCUUCUUGUGUAAUAUCACCUCUAAGAUACGUUGACGAAUUUCCUGUAAUUUAUUGGUUUGUCAUGUAAUAUUACCAUCCAAUAAUAUAUAUUGAUGAAUU